This is a messenger RNA of Rhinolophus ferrumequinum (greater horseshoe bat), 2306 nucleotides long. RefSeq names its product estrogen receptor 2 (gene ESR2). Gene Ontology annotation, biological process: estrogen receptor signaling pathway; regulation of DNA-templated transcription; cellular response to estradiol stimulus. The record is from RefSeq and is a predicted model, not a curated record. Lineage: Eukaryota; Metazoa; Chordata; Mammalia; Chiroptera; Rhinolophidae. Gene Ontology annotation, cellular component: nucleus. Gene Ontology annotation, molecular function: sequence-specific DNA binding; nuclear receptor activity; steroid binding. Bases 44 to 1705 code for a protein of 553 amino acids. The transcript has 8 exons.
UUCCAGCCAUUAUACCUGCUCAUGAGACUUUGAGAACAUUACAAUGUCGCUUUGUGGCUCUUCUCGCAAGGAGUUUCCUCAGAUAUUACCCAUUCAAGACAUGGAUAUCAAAAACUCACCAUCUAGCCUUAAUUCUCCUGCCUCCUACAACUGCGGUCAAUCUGUCCUUCCCCUGGAGCACGGCCCCCUAUAUAUACCUUCCUCGUAUGUGGAGAGCCACCAUGAAUAUUCAGCCAUGGCAUUCUAUAGCCCUGCAGUGAUGAAUUACAGUCUUCCCAGCAGUGUUGAUAACUCGGACGGUGGACCUAGUCGACAGACCACAAGCCCAAAUGUGUUGUGGCCAACUCCUGGACACCUCUCUCCGUUAGCAAUCCAUUGCCAGUCAUCACUUCUGUAUGCAGAACCUCAAAAGAGUCCUUGGUGUGAAGCAAGAUCAUUAGAACACACCUUACCUGUAAACAGAGAGACACUGAAAAGGAAGAUUAGUGGGAACAGUUGUGCCAGCCCUGUUACUAGUCCACGUUCAAAGAGGGAUGCCCACUUCUGUGCAGUCUGCAGCGACUACGCGUCGGGAUAUCACUAUGGAGUCUGGUCGUGUGAAGGAUGUAAGGCCUUUUUUAAAAGAAGCAUUCAAGGACAUAAUGAUUACAUUUGUCCAGCUACAAAUCAGUGUACAAUAGAUAAGAACCGGCGCAAAAGCUGCCAGGCCUGCCGACUUCGGAAGUGCUAUGAAGUGGGAAUGGUGAAGUGUGGCUCCCGGAGAGAAAGGUGUGGGUACCGCAUAGUACGGAGGCAGAGAAAUUCCGAGGAGCAGCUGCACUGCCUGAGCAGAGCCAAGAAAAACGGUGGACACGUGAGCCGAGUGCAGGAGCUGCUGCUGAGCGCCCUGAGCCCAGAGCAGUUGGUGCUCACGCUCCUGGAGGCGGAGCCGCCCAACGUGCUGGUCAGCCGCCCCAACACACCUUUCACCGAGUCCUCCAUGAUGAUGUCCCUGACCAAGCUGGCGGACAAGGAGCUGGUGCACAUGAUCAGCUGGGCCAAGAAAAUUCCGGGCUUUGUGGAGCUCAGCCUGUACGACCAAGUACGGCUCUUGGAGAGCUGCUGGAUGGAGGUGCUGAUGGUGGGGUUGAUGUGGCGCUCCAUCGACCACCCUGGCAAGCUCAUCUUUGCUCCAGACCUCGUUCUGGACAGGGAUGAAGGGAAAUGCGUGGAAGGAAUUCUGGAAAUCUUUGACAUGCUCCUGGCAACAACUUCAAGGUUUCGUGAGUUGAAACUCCAACACAAAGAGUAUCUCUGUGUCAAGGCCAUGAUCCUCCUGAACUCCAGUAUGUACCCUUUAGUUUCAGCAACCCAGGAUGCUGAGAGCAGCCGGAAGCUGACUCACUUGCUGAAUGCCGUGACCGAUGCUCUGGUCUGGGUAAUUGCCAAGAGCGGCAUCCCCUCCCAGCAGCAGUCCGUCCGCCUGGCUAACCUCCUAAUGCUCCUUUCUCACGUCAGGCACACCAGUAACAAGGGCAUGGAGCACCUGCUGAACAUGAAGUGUAAAAACAUGGUCCCCGUCUAUGACCUGCUGCUGGAGAUGCUGAAUGCCCACACGCUUCGUGGGCACAAGUCCUUGGUCACAGGGUCCGAGUGCAGCCCAGCGGAGAAGAGUAAGAGCAACGAGGGCUCCCAGAACCCCCGUUUCAGUGACGCCCAGCCCUGAGGUGAACAGGCUGCAGAGGUCAGCGGCUGAAGUGUGAACACCAGUGAGACUCGUGAGCCCCAUUGGGAGUGGGUGGGCUUCGUCCUUCUGUCUGGUCCCUCCUUUAGUUAUAGCAGGCUCAGUGACACACCAUACUCUGCCGCCUCCAACUCCCUACUUCCCCGGAGUCGGGGUGAGAAAGCCAGUUUUCCUUGUGUCUAGGGGGCGCGUUGGAACGCAGAGUUUAUGUCUUGCUGGGCCUCAUAGGAUAUCAGUGUGGUCCCUUUCUCACUUUCCACCUCUGUUCCACCCAUUUGGAAAACAGCUCAGAGGUUUAGGAAUGAAUGGUGGAGAUCUGACCUGGACGGCUUAUAAGGCAGAAAGGGGAGAGAAUGUGGCACUUACAGGAAGUGCACUAACCUUUAUUGUGAGACCUAAAGCCUUUUAGGAUAGAUCUUUGUAAGCGCUCUCUGGACCAUGAUUGUAGGAUUGAAAAACCACGAUGACAAUCAACUGUGUUUCGCCUACCACACAGGCCUGUGAGAACUGAUUUCAGGACUAUUAUACUAUUGAAGGACAGAGGGAUUAUGACCUAGGGAGACAGUGGUCAAGCCGGGAUGAG